AUGAUUUUAUUAGCAGGAGAUUUUCGUCAAACAUUGCCGGUGAUUCCACGAUCAACGCCAGCUGAUGAACUCAAUGCAUGUCUAAAGUCCUCCAGUUUGUGGAAACAUGUCAAAGUACUUCAUUUAAGCAAGAAUAUGCGUGUCGAGUUGCAAAAUGACCAAUCUGGAAACAUAUUCUCUAAACAACUCAUUGACAUUGGUAAUGGCAAAUUUCCUAUAGACAUGUUGACUGGCUGCAUUAACUUUCCUCUAAGUUUUUGUCAGUUAACUCGAUCAAAAGAUGAACUUAUUCAGAAGGUGUUUCCAGAUGUUUCUCAAAAUUACAGAAACCAUGAUUGGUUGAGCGAACGAGCUAUACUGGCUGCAAAAAACAUAGAUGUAAAUGAAUUAAAUUUCAAAAUUCAAGAACAAAUUACAGGCGAAUUGAUGAUAUAUAAAUCAGUUGAUUCGGCUACUAAUCAAGAUGAUGUAGUCAACUAUCCACCGGAAUUUUUAAACUCGCUGGAUUUGCCAGGAUUGCCACCUCACAAUCUUCAAUUAAAGGUUGGAUCGGUGGUUAUAAUGUUGCGAAAUAUCAACCAACCGCGUCUUUGCAACGGUACACGGUUAGCGAUAAAAAAAUUACUAAACAAUGUGAUAGAAGCAACUAUACUCAAAGGAAAGAAAGUAUAA
This is a messenger RNA of Aphis gossypii (cotton aphid), 672 nucleotides long. RefSeq lists its product as uncharacterized. Gene Ontology annotation, biological process: telomere maintenance; DNA repair. Lineage: Eukaryota; Metazoa; Arthropoda; Insecta; Hemiptera; Aphididae. The transcript has a single exon. The coding region runs from base 1 to 672 and encodes 223 amino acids. The record is from RefSeq and is a predicted model, not a curated record. Gene Ontology annotation, molecular function: DNA helicase activity.